Messenger RNA from Gilbertella persicaria, 940 nucleotides. RefSeq lists its product as uncharacterized. The coding region runs from base 29 to 622 and encodes 197 amino acids. The record is from RefSeq and is a predicted model, not a curated record. NCBI's taxonomy places the organism in Eukaryota, Fungi, Mucoromycota, Mucoromycetes, Mucorales, Choanephoraceae. The transcript is spliced from 6 exons.
UUUUUUUUUUAUUUCUAACAAACUAACCAUGGGCCAUUAUAAAUGCUGCUGUUGUGUUCCUCUUAGAGCUGGUAUUUUGAUCAUUGCUUUGAUUUCAUCUGCUGUCUACAUUGCCUCUACAGUUGGACUCUUUAUGUCAAGAUCCACAGGAGUUAGCGUAUACGAUGGUUACAAUGUCAAUUCUGUCACUUUCACAGCUGUUCACUAUACAACCAUUGCUGUUUCAAUUAUUUUCGCUCUUGCUUCUCUUUUUGGUGUCGUUGGCAGUAUUACUCAACAUAGAAAAAUGAUUGCAGUCUUCAAAUUAGCUUAUUGGACGGUAGCUACUUUACAAUUCAUUGUAAGCAUUGCAAGCAUCAUCAUUCUAGGCCUCAAUCGAUCAACUAUCAUCACUGCUUGUGCCGAAGCUUAUGCAGAUGAGACAUUAGACAGUUGUGCAGUUGGCUACAGAAACUUUAUGAUCAUUUUCUCAGUCGUUUCAAUGAUAAUAUGCUUCAUACAGUUUUACUUUGCCUCAGCCAUCAGUGCUUAUGCAACCCGUUUGCGCAGAACCAAUAUGCAUGAAAAACUUCGAAAUUUAGAGGACUUUCCUGAGCCACCUAGUAAGACUGAAUAUUUUUGAGUCUUUUCUCUGUAUACAACACAUCUUCUUUAAUAAUUAUACAUAUCAACCAAAAAAAAAUCAUCAUUUUUAUGAUUAUUAUUUGUAAAAUCUUCCUCUUCCCUCCCUCACUCUUGUACUUUCCUUCUCGUAUAUAAUAUUUAUUCCAAAUAGUCAUUAAAUGAUUUGUUUUUUUUUAAAGAGAAUGUAAAUUUAGAUAUGUUGAUUAAAAAUAGUAGCAGCCUAAAAAAAAAUAAAAAGGAGAGCACAUUACCUGGUAAAGAUGUCAACGGUUACACUUGGCUUUAACGGUCAGGUAACCGAUUGGGUAAAAUCAAG